This is a messenger RNA of Gongylonema pulchrum, 540 nucleotides long. NCBI's taxonomy places the organism in Eukaryota, Metazoa, Nematoda, Chromadorea, Rhabditida, Gongylonematidae. The record is from the annotation of a GenBank genome assembly.
AUGCUUGACAAUCACAUUCCAGCCGAAAUGGAAGGCAACAAUAAAUGCCCAUCGCCACUGAUACGAUGCCAGCCUGUUACUGCUAGCGAUAAACGAAAAUCUGAUUUCAUGAUACAAAUUGAAAAUGGCUCCGAAAUGCAGAAAAAGUUCUCCGAUUUGGAAAAACUGUACGACGCACUUCGUCAAGAUGGUCUUAUUCCAGAUAGCACUACGCCACCGCCAAAAAGGAAAUUUCUAGAAGCUGAAACCAAACUGACUGACAGGCGAAAAGUGUGGAUUAGAAGCUUUGUUUACCUUGCCAAGCGCCGAGCCACCCAGAAAAUCUAUGCUGUGAAAGUAAUGAGUAAAGAGCAUAUCAAAUUGCGCAACGAGGUCAAGCAUAUCAUGGCAGAGCGAAACGUCCUCAUAUCCAACGUCAAUCAUCCAUUUCUCGUUGCGCUCCACUACAGCUUCCAGACUAAGGACAAACUCUAUUUUGUACUUGAUUACCUGAACGGCGGAGAGGUUUCCUACAUUCGCAACAAUUUUGGUUUUAAAUAA